AUGAGUAUCAGGACACCACCCGAAUCAAGAGAUAACAGAGCAAGACCAGAUGGAGAAGUAGAACCGAUUCAGCUCUCCAUGGACUCGUUAUAUCCGGGCUUUCGAACACCGAAUGAAGUAAGAUUGGAGACAAAUAAACAGUUAACAGUUAAUAGCUUAACAGAUAUCUCGAAGCGGAAAAAUUUCAAAAACACUUCUAAUUUUACUCUGGAAACAAAAAUUCCAAUCAUUGCAAUCGUUACAGUAACUAUUAGAGUGUCGCCUCGCGAGAAAUUUCUUGCAUGA
Molecule: messenger RNA, 285 nt
Organism: Caenorhabditis briggsae
Lineage: Eukaryota; Metazoa; Nematoda; Chromadorea; Rhabditida; Rhabditidae
Exons: 2
Coding region: 1-285 (94 amino acids)
Source: RefSeq, a predicted model, not a curated record